Pygocentrus nattereri (red-bellied piranha) is the source of this 776-nucleotide messenger RNA. Its product is annotated as regulator of cell cycle RGCC-like. Bases 97 to 438 code for a protein of 113 amino acids. Gene Ontology annotation, biological process: regulation of cell cycle. The transcript has 5 exons. The record is from RefSeq and is a predicted model, not a curated record. Lineage: Eukaryota; Metazoa; Chordata; Actinopteri; Characiformes; Serrasalmidae.
CCGAAGUUCCGUUGCAGGAGGAAUUAAGGGCAGAAGCCUUUAUUUCUCACACCUUCACCGGAGCGUCCUCACUUCACUGAAGCCGCGCCUGACAGGAUGUCGACCACGAACUUUACAGAUAUGGAAUUGGACUUCGGGGAGCUUCUUCAAGAGUUCAAUGCCGUGGCUGAGGAGCUGUCUGCUCCAUCACUCAAAGCUCCUCACGCUUACGAGCACCUCCUCAAUGAGGCUAAACGGCGCUCCAACGACGGAGUGAACGACAGCGGCAUCGAAGAUGCAGAUGAAGGUAGCGAACCAUCCCGAGGAAACAGCUUGAAUGCUAGUGUGGAGGAGCUGAGGACCGCAGGCACUUUGACUGCAACAAAAGCCAAACUUGGGGACACCACAGACCUAGAAAGCUUCAUUGAGAACCUGGACAAAGAGCUUGCAGAGAUGUGAGCAGACAGGACCCACGUGACUGCAGAACAGGAGCCAAGAAGACCAGCAUGUACACGAGCACACAACGAGAACCGGAGGAACUUCCUGAGAAUUGGCAUCUUUGAGAACCCCAGACAAGCUGAGCUUCUGCCUCUGUUGGGCAGGAGGUUAGAAGGAGUAAUCCACCCAAAUUGCUAACAUGGAAAACAAGGAAUAGUUAUCAUUAGGGAUUCACUGAUAUGGACUUUCUGGGCCAGUAACAAUAACCGAUACCUGAUUGAUACCCGAUUGAUAUUCACCUACCAUGAAAAUGUGGUCCAGAUAAAAGGAUUUGGUAAAUAACUUUAAUGUCUGAUUCA